Ricinus communis (castor bean) is the source of this 3014-nucleotide messenger RNA. RefSeq names its product probable myosin-binding protein 4. The transcript has 3 exons. NCBI's taxonomy places the organism in Eukaryota, Viridiplantae, Streptophyta, Magnoliopsida, Malpighiales, Euphorbiaceae. Bases 448 to 2853 code for a protein of 801 amino acids. The record is from RefSeq and is a predicted model, not a curated record. Gene Ontology annotation, molecular function: myosin binding.
UAUUCUUGUAUGGGGACAUAUAAAAAAUUAUAAUAUCAGCCGAUAGAAGUCAAAUGAAAAAUAUAUUCUUUUGGUAAGGAUAGAAAAUCAAAAUCAAAAUAAAUUUGGAAGCUUUUUUUUUUUUUUUUUUUUUAAUGAUGAUUAUUUGGAACCAAACAAAAUAAGAAACAGUUAACUUUAACGGCCAUUCUCUCUCUGAAGCCGAGAAUGUCCUUGUAAUUUUGUUUUUUUAAUCAACAUUGAUAUGCAAAUGCCCUUCAAUUCUCUUCUUCUCUAAAAUCAUCAUCAUUUGUCACCCAGAUUGUUGCUACUUUGUAUUGAAUUUGGGAUGAAAACCUCAUUUUUGCACUCGGGUGAUCGGUAUAUGUAUUAUGUUGAGGCACUAAAGUUUUUCUUUACUCGCCCAGUUCAGAUUUGCAUAGAACUCUAAAGUGAUUUCUGGUAGAAAUGGAUGCAUUUAGCACUUCGUUUGUUGAAAUAUGGAAGAAUUUGCAGGCUUUUCUGAUAGUUCUGGAACAUGCAGCUUGUGAAUUAUUUUUGAAUUGUUUGCUGCUUAUUGGUGCUGUAUUCUCAUACCUGCUGACGAAAUUUGCACGCCAAUGCGAAUUGGAAAUACCUUGCAUUUUGUGUUCCAGGCUUGAUCAUAUAUUGGGCGAUGAGAAAUCUGGAUUUUAUUGUCAUCUACUGUGUAACAACCAUAGAUCAGAGAUAUCAUCUCUAUUCUCUUGUUGCAUUCAUGGCAACCUUGCUGAUGGUAAUAGUAUGUGUGAGGAAUGUCUUUUGUCAUUUACCAGGAAAUCCAAAUUAAACCCAGAUAUGGACAGGCUUUUCAUGGGUAAGUUUGGGUUUGAUCUCAGUGCUUACAGUUGCCAGAAUGCACUGAUGAGAAGGGAAUUUGUUCCUGGUUCUAUGGGCGUGCAGUUGUGUUCAUGUUGCAAUAAGCCUUGGAAAUCAAGACAGAAUGCUAAUAAACUACCUCUGGCAAAACCACCUAGGAGUGGAAUGACUCUGCCUAAAAUUCCUUUGCCAAGACGUCUAAAUCAUCAUGAGGGCUUAAAGAAGAUGAGGGAGAGAUUUUCCGGGUCAGCAACACCCGGCUAUCUUGGAAAAUUUGGUUUUGGUCCCUUGUCUCCUGUUGGAUACAAAGAACUCAAGAUCACUUCUGAUUCAGAGUCAGAAAUCCCAUUUUCUGAUGACGGUGAGGGUUGCAGUAUUACUCGUAGAAUGAAGGAGCCUAAGGAAGUCCCACCUGUAACUCUUACCAAUAUUUUUCAUUUUGAUGCCAAUAUGGGUUGUGACCGGGGCCAGCAAGCAAAUCAGCAAAACUAUCCUUCUGCACUGCCGGAGCUUAUUUCUAUGGAUGAUUUUCCUGCUUUAUCCCAUGGGAUUGAAUCAACCGGGAAGUCUGAGCGCAAAUUUCACGUUUCUCAGAAUAACAAUCCUUCUGUGCUAUCCGAGCUUAUGUCUCUAGUUGAUGCUCCCUCAUUAUUCAGUGUUGUCAAAGGUCCUCUUGAAUCAUCACAAUGGAAGUCAGAUGGCCCUGGAACAAACAGCAUCGCAAAUAGGCACGAGGAAUUUUUGAAGUCAGUAACGGCAACAGCAGGAGGAGGUGUUAAGGUUGAUCAGGUUGCUAACGAAGUGGCGUCUAUAAAUCCAAUUUACAUGAAUCAAUCUGAAGUUUUGAAGUCCACAAUUAGCAGUAUUGAGAAUGAAGAAUCUGCCAAGGAACCUGAACGACUUAAAGGAGAUACGGAAUUGUUCGUCUCUAAAAAUCCUUCUGCUCAAGGGGUUGAUUCAAUAUCAGAUAAGGGAAUCCCGGUUGCUCAUCAGGGACAUGGUGAUGAGUUGCAGAGUAUUGAUCCUUCCAACUCUAAUGGAGCUCAGACGGUUCAAGAAACAACCUCCAUGGAGUGCGGUCUCGAAUCAAAUGAUGGAAGCUCUAUCAGUGAGAUAGAUGGUGAAGGUGAAAAUGUUGUCGGUCGAUUAAAGAAACAAAUUGAGAAUGACAGAAAAUGCAUAAGUGCUUUGUAUAAGGAAUUAGAGGAAGAAAGAAAUGCUUCCGCAAUUGCAGCAAAUCAGGCAAUGGCCAUGAUCACAAGGUUGCAAGAAGAAAAGGCUUCACUCCAUAUGGAGGCCCUUCAGUACUUGAGAAUGAUGGAAGAGCAAGCUGAGUAUGAUGUAGAGGCAUUAGAGAAAGCUAAUGAUCUCCUGGCUGAGAAGGAAAAAGACAUUCAAGAUAUGGAAGCAGAAAUCGAGUAUUUCAGGUUACAACUGUCAGAUGAGCCAGUGGCGGAGACUGUAUCCGACAGAAGCCAUGAUCUGAAAGGGAAAAGUACAACUUUAGAUAAUAGUAGCAGCACACGUUGUGCAGAAGAUGUUGUUAACGUUGUUUCUAGCUCAAAUGACCAGGACAAUCCUAUUGAUGCCAAGUCUUCAUGGACAGAACUUGAAGAUGAAAAGUUUUUUAUUUCACAAUGUCUGAAGGAUUUGGAGAGGAAGUUUCGUCGAUUUGCUGGUCAAGAUAGCGACUCUGAAGAAACUGUCGAUAGAGGGGUAAACAAGGAAGAGUCUCUUGAAAAGGCUAACACUUCAAUUCUUGGGAACGGAAGUACAAGCAUUCAUCCAGUUUCAGGCAAGCAAAAUGAAGAAACUGAUUUGGUGAAUCUUGAAAAUGAAAUUGCAGACCUCAAUGAAAGACUGGAAGCACUUGAGAAUGAUGGGAACCUUCUUGAACAUACUGUUAACUCUCUCCAAACUGGAAAAGAGGGUCUAAAGUUUGUUCAGGAAAUAGCCCAUCAACUACAAGAAUUGCGAAAAAUUGUGAUGAGGGACAGAUCCCAAUUUGCUCCUUGAGUUAUACAUGCAUGAAUUUGAAGUUGAUAUGCAAAGAAAGAAUUAGAUAGUUUUUUUUUGACAUGAUCAUGCUUACAGUUAUCAAAAUCUCCCCACAUGUACAAUUUACUGUUGUAACGUCUUCUAAAAUUCCACUUUAGCAUAUAGUUUUAAAUUUUCCA